AUGAUGGGCGACCCGUUCGACGAUGCAUGGACGACCUCGAGCCACGACUACGCGCUCUGGGGCGACCUCGGGGACGCGGGCUUCAGCGGGCGCAUGAGCAGCUCCGUCGGAACGCCACCGACUGCGGUCCUGGACGAAGCACCGGCGUACGAGCGCGAGCUCCGCGAGCAUUACUUGGGCAGCGCGUCGCUCGAGACGGAACGGGCGCAGUCGGUGAAGGCCACGAUCCAGUUCCUCUUGGGAGGGAGCGCGUCGCCGGCUGGAUCGCCGUCACCACCAUCUCCCCACUCAAGCCCUGUCCAGCCAAAGCAAGAAGAUAAAAUCGAGGUUUUCGACGCCCAAAGCGUUAAGGAAGAGCAGUCGUUUCUGGCCGCCGUCGAAACCUUGCGCUUCACAAGGGUGCGGCUGGAGCGAAAGGCGAAGCUCCGCGCCGCGGUGCCCCAGGAGAGCCCCGACGACGAUGAGCUUUCGCCGACACCACCGCGCAAGCCACCGGCGCGAAAGACAAUGGCGCGCCCGGGCCUGCGCGAAGCCCCGGUCCCAUCCACGCGCUACAAGACGCGUGAGCGCAGCACGCGACGGUCUCUCAUCGACAGCUUCGACUUGGACGAAGCAUACGAGCCGCCCAUCAAGCACUCACCGCCAGCCGUGGUGCGUUCGGUGAAGAAAGCGCGCUUUUCAAAGUCGCGCGGCUACACGGUCAAGCCGUGCGAGUAUCCUGGCUGCGACAAGUGGUCCCGAACGCGCGGUCUUUGCAAGCGCCAUGGCGGCGGAAAACGCUGCCAAGUCACGGACUGCCCCAAAAGUGACCAAGGAGGCGGCUACUGCAUCAAGCAUGGCGGAGGCAAGUCUAUCCUCGUCUUCCUACGGAAAUAUGAGAUGUACGCGUAG
Molecule: messenger RNA, 891 nt
Organism: Saprolegnia parasitica CBS 223.65
Lineage: Eukaryota; Oomycota; Saprolegniomycetes; Saprolegniales; Saprolegniaceae
Exons: 4
Coding region: 1-891 (296 amino acids)
Source: RefSeq, a predicted model, not a curated record